CCCGGAAGCGGAAGCGAGCGGGGGCCGCGGGGUGAGGGCUAGUGGUGACGUUUCCCUGGGUGGUGGCGGCCGGUGUUUCCCCGGCGUCGCCAGCAGGAACGACGGCAGCGGCGGGCGGCCCCGCCGAGGCGGGCUGGGCUGGGCCCCGCUCCCGUCCAGAAAAUCGUGGAAACUCUGAACUGCUUUGGAUACAAAGGGUCACAUCAUCGGAAAGGUGCUUUCAGCUCUGAAAGGAGGAACUCUGAUUCUUCUGAGUUGUACUUGAAGCCGCCAAAAUGGUUCUAGCCGAUCUUGGAAGAAAAAUAACCUCAGCAUUACGCUCACUGAGCAAUGCUACGAUUAUCAAUGAAGAGGUUUUAAAUGCUAUGUUAAAAGAAGUGUGUACAGCAUUACUGGAAGCUGAUGUUAAUAUUAAACUGGUGAAGCAGCUCAGAGAAAAUGUAAAGUCUGCAAUUGAUCUUGAAGAAAUGGCAUCUGGCCUUAACAAAAGAAAAAUGAUUCAGCAUGCUGUCUUUAAGGAACUUGUGAAGCUUGUAGAUCCUGGAGUCAAAGCAUGGACACCUACCAAAGGAAAACAGAACAUUAUAAUGUUUGUUGGUUUGCAAGGUAGUGGUAAAACAACAACCUGUUCAAAGCUGGCAUACUUCUAUCAGAGAAAAGGUUGGAAGACGUGUUUAAUAUGUGCAGACACUUACAGAGCAGGUGCUUUUGACCAGUUAAAGCAGAAUGCCACAAAAGCAAGAAUUCCGUUUUAUGGGAGUUAUACAGAAAUGGAUCCUGUAAUUAUUGCCUCAGAAGGUGUUGAGAAAUUUAAGAAUGAAAACUUUGAAAUUAUCAUCGUUGAUACGAGUGGACGUCACAAACAGGAAGACUCUUUGUUUGAAGAGAUGUUACAAGUUGCUAAUGCCAUACAACCAGACAACAUUGUUUAUGUAAUGGAUGCGUCCAUUGGCCAAGCUUGUGAAGCUCAAGCUAAGGCUUUCAAAGAUAAAGUAGAUGUAGCUUCUGUUAUUGUUACGAAGCUUGAUGGACAUGCAAAAGGAGGUGGAGCUCUUAGCGCAGUUGCUGCCACAAAGAGUCCUAUUAUUUUUAUUGGAACUGGCGAACACAUAGAUGACUUUGAACCCUUUAAAACACAGCCUUUCAUCAGCAAGCUUCUUGGUAUGGGCGAUAUCGAAGGAUUGAUAGAUAAAGUAAAUGAGUUAAAGUUGGAUGAUAAUGAAGCACUCAUAGAAAAGCUCAAACAUGGUCAGUUUACCUUAAGAGAUAUGUAUGAACAAUUCCAAAACAUCAUGAAAAUGGGACCUUUCAGUCAGAUCUUGGGUAUGAUCCCUGGUUUUGGAACUGACUUCAUGAGUAAAGGCAAUGAACAGGAAUCUAUGGCAAGGCUAAAGAAGCUGAUGACUAUCAUGGACAGUAUGAAUGACCAAGAACUUGACAGUACAGAUGGUGCCAAAGUUUUCAGUAAGCAGCCAGGAAGAAUCCAAAGAGUGGCAAGAGGUUCAGGUGUUUCUACCAGAGAUGUUCAGGAGCUUUUAACCCAAUACACUAAGUUUGCACAAAUGGUGAAAAAGAUGGGAGGCAUCAAAGGACUUUUCAAAGGUGGUGAUAUGUCAAAGAAUGUAAACCCAUCCCAGCUGGCCAAACUGAACCAACAGAUGGCAAAGAUGAUGGAUCCAAGAGUUCUUCAUCAUAUGGGUGGCAUGGCAGGAUUGCAAUCAAUGAUGAGACAAUUUCAACAAGGUGCUGCUGGGAAUAUGAAAGGCAUGAUGGGAUUCAAUAAUAUGUAAAGAAGCCUUAAUAAUAAAAUGGACUUGGUUGACUCUUUGUUGCAAUUUUGGUGAAAGAAUUUUCUUUCUUCCUUUUUACAGUGAUGGGAGUAGAGUGGUCUUUUGAAAUCUUAUUCAGGCUUCUCUGUUUCUACAUCUAAUUUCUCAAAACUAUUUUUGCUUAAAUUAGUUCCCCUCCUCUAAUGGAUGGCACAAAGAGUAAUUCAAUUUAAUAAAACCAUAAUGUAAAAAUUUAAUAUUUAGAGACACUUUUUAAUUGUUUACAUCAAAUGGCAGCCAUUAUAUUUGUAAACAACCCUGAUCUUUGGUUAUAGUAACAUAAAACGUCACAAAUAUACUGUAAAAUAAAAUUUAAGUGGUUAUAAACAA
This is a messenger RNA of Cuculus canorus (common cuckoo), 2159 nucleotides long. It is a transcript of the gene SRP54, whose product is annotated as signal recognition particle 54. The transcript has 17 exons. The coding region runs from base 276 to 1790 and encodes 504 amino acids. Gene Ontology annotation, molecular function: ATP hydrolysis activity; 7S RNA binding; GTP binding. Gene Ontology annotation, biological process: SRP-dependent cotranslational protein targeting to membrane, translocation; SRP-dependent cotranslational protein targeting to membrane. The record is from RefSeq and is a predicted model, not a curated record. Gene Ontology annotation, cellular component: cytosol; signal recognition particle, endoplasmic reticulum targeting. Lineage: Eukaryota; Metazoa; Chordata; Aves; Cuculiformes; Cuculidae.